UAAAAUAUAUUAUUAUUUUUAUUUCAAAUAUUUUUCUUCAUAGAUAAACUAUAAAAUUAAAAUGCCACCUAAACCAGCAGGAAAAGCCGUUAAAAAGACUCACAAGCCUAAAGUCGCAAAAGGUGAUAAGAAAAGGAAGAGAUCGAGAAAAGAAUCAUAUGGUAUCUACAUUUACAAAGUGCUGAAGCAAGUUCAUCCCGACACUGGUAUAUCCAGCAAAGCCAUGUCCAUAAUGAAUUCCUUCGUUAACGACUUGUUUGAAAGGAUUGCAGCAGAAUCAUCUCGUUUGACUCAUUACAACAAACGUUCAACUAUCUCAAGUCGGGAGAUUCAAACUGCGGUUAGACUGUUAUUGCCUGGAGAGUUGGCUAAACAUGCUGUGAGCGAGGGAACCAAAGCUGUUACAAAAUACACAAGUUCAAAGUAGUCUCUUUGCGACUAUCAAUACCCAACAGCCCUUUUUAGGGCUACAUAUUUUAUUGAAGCAAAUAGUUUAUGAAUCAAAUUUUAAUAUA
Molecule: messenger RNA, 515 nt
Organism: Gordionus sp. m RMFG-2023
Lineage: Eukaryota; Metazoa; Nematomorpha; Gordioida; Chordodea; Parachordodidae
Product: histone H2B, gonadal-like
Exons: 1
Coding region: 62-427 (121 amino acids)
Cellular component (GO): nucleosome
Molecular function (GO): DNA binding; protein heterodimerization activity; structural constituent of chromatin
Source: RefSeq, a predicted model, not a curated record